Molecule: messenger RNA, 2631 nt
Organism: Oreochromis niloticus (Nile tilapia)
Lineage: Eukaryota; Metazoa; Chordata; Actinopteri; Cichliformes; Cichlidae
Gene: lysmd4
Product: LysM, putative peptidoglycan-binding, domain containing 4
Exons: 3
Coding region: 279-1082 (267 amino acids)
Source: RefSeq, a predicted model, not a curated record
CAAUGUACUCUGGGCGUUUGAAGUCAGUAAAAGUGUUUUCCUCUGGUCUUUAAUCUCCAACGAAUGGCCCUGUUGUACUUAUAGUAGAAGUAAACCGAGUCGCUAGUUUGGGUUUUUUCGCGAUGCCGAUAGUUGGUGAACCGAAGACGAACUCCUUAAGCUAACUUGCUAGCAUUAGCUCCUUUUAGCUCAACUUACUGCUGCAUUCAAGUGCGCACACUGAGCUCCGUUCUUAGGAAACAUGCUCUGUUAGUACGGUAUAUGGUUGGUGUUUAAUUAUGUGGCGGGGGGAGAAUGGUCCUCGGGCUUUCCAGGCCCCGGUGGAUGUUCACGCCAGUGCAGAUGGCCAGGUCUAUAUGUUCAGGAGGAAAACAAAUGAAUGUGCUGCAUCUUCAGACGAUGAGGAACUCGCUGUCAUGGAGUUGAGACCACGGGCUUUCCAGGACCAGAAGGAGGACGGACUGAAAAAUGUCCAGCUGCUGGAGCGGGAAGUGUUAGCUGAUGAUAAUCUCAGCAAGCUUGCACUGCAAUAUGGCUGCAAGGUAGCUGAUAUAAAGCGGGUGAACAACCUAAUGCAGGAACAAGAUCUAUUUGCACUGAAAUCCAUUAAAAUACCAGUUCAGAAACACAGCUUCUUAACUGAGACUUUCUCAAACCCGAGUGAUCCUCAAGAAGAAAUGCCCCAUGCUUCUCAAACACCAGUGGAGCCUCAGAACAAAGCAAGAGCCCAGCCUCAUAUACAAGAGGCAUCAGACUUUCUCAUGGAGGUGGAUAAUGAUAUAAACAAACUAAUCCAAACCACAACUUAUCAAGAUGAGGAUUUUUUGGAUAACUUGCAGAAACAACAGAAUUUUGGGUUCAAAGGACAGCGUCGGACCAGUUAUGGUGCUGACUGGGGAAUCAACUGGUGGAACGCUGUAGUUGCCAUGGUCCUGAUAGGCAUCGUCCUUCCAUUAUUUUACGUAAUUUAUAUUAAAACGAAAGGUGGCGGAAGUGGUGCUCUGCAUUCAAACAACACAUCAGAUGCCUCAAGUAUGAGCCUCAGUACGAAAGGGCAUAAGGAUUUUCACGAACCAGGAUAGGAAGGCUUUGAUCUUUGGAAAGCCUGAAAUGUAAUUAAUACUAUUCUCUUCAUGGGCUUGGAAGUAGACCACGAUCACAAUGAUGCAAAAUCUUUCAACAUUUUAACUCAGUGGAGCCUCUACCUUCAAGUGAAAUGUCUGAAUACUGUUCUAAUUAUUGUCACGCUUUAGGACACCAGCAAUUUGUAAUUUUUUGUAAAAUACAUUUUCAUGAAAAAUCACUUUUACUGAAAAACAGUUAGCUGAUGUCCCAGAUCCUCAGGUGCUUCACUUAAUUUGGAGCAUUAUUGCAUGUGCAUUGUGAAAAUAAUCACGCUACAGCCUGAACAUCAAUAGCAUCCACACAGAGUAUUUCUCUGGGAGAAAAAUGUUUAUCACAGUCUGCCUUUACACCACUGUAUGAAUGGAUGAAUGGUUCCAGCUCUGACAUGUGAAACUAAUGCUCAAGUGCCUUGAACCUGUAUUUUUUUUUUCUUAAUGUCCUGCUAUGGGGCGACUUCUCUAGUCACGAAAGAAAAUCAUACUGGUAAAAAGUUUAUGAGAAAAUUACUCUACUGCUCACAUGAUUUAUUACCUCAGCAAAUGGACACUAUUCCCAAGAGUUUAUGGUCUAUCGCUAAUUGCAAGUGUAAAACAAUAAUGAAAAAAGUGUGAUUUAGUUAACAGGUAGUGUCCUCGUUUUGUUUGUUUUUUUGAGAGAGGCAUUCUUGUGGCGUUCCACAUGUGUGCUGCCAACAGGGAACGUGACGUGCAACAACACUCAACAUGGUUCAAGAGAUUUUCUCCGUCUCUUACUUUUACUUUACACCUCUUCUUUACUUUUGUAAGUGAUCUGCUGAGCCUGAGCUCAGCUUUAUCUGAGUAGCUUCAUCCAAAUAUGUUUUGGAUGGAUUAUCAGUUUAGAACACCAAUAUGAGAAUGGCCAAUGUGCCAAAUCAGUGUUUUGGAUAGUAGCCUGCAAACAUGGUAAUAAUGUAGAGUCCAAAACUGUGUCAGCAUUAAGAUUUUAUCAUAUUGGUGUCAUUUUUAAGGCAUCCCAAGAGUAUAACAUUUAUUUUAAACAAGGGUAAACUGUUUUUACACAUUGGGAUUAGCAUCAUGUGUGUUUGUUCUCGUCUAAUCUUUGUAUCUGUGGAAUGUACCUCAUGACUUUUUAGUACACAGUGCCAAAUAUGUGAAUUUGUUUACGGUAACAAUGGAGUGCAAUAUACUUUAUGUUGGUGGUAGUUGUGAACUUUAAAGAUAAUUAAUUUUUAAAGAUUCAUUAUUUUUAAAGAGUGCCUGAGUUCUCUGCCUGAUUAAGUGCCUUAAUGUCAAGUUUUUAUUGUCUUUGCAGACGUCCACCAGGGAAGGCUGAUGAAUUUGCAUGGCUUAUGCACAUUUUAGUGGCUGGAUUAUUUUAAUUUAAUGAACUCAACAAAGGUGUUGAAUAUAUUUGUUGGUGCAUUUUUUUUUUAAGUCAAUUCUUGUGCAAGACUGUAUUUUGCAUGUUCCAGUGUUUGAAUACAAAGUUUUAAGUGUGAUAGUCUAUAAAGUAUGCUCUUAUGUG